Messenger RNA from Ixodes scapularis (black-legged tick), 606 nucleotides. RefSeq names its product peroxynitrite isomerase THAP4-like. The transcript is spliced from 3 exons. Bases 58 to 606 code for a protein of 182 amino acids. NCBI's taxonomy places the organism in Eukaryota, Metazoa, Arthropoda, Arachnida, Ixodida, Ixodidae. The record is from RefSeq and is a predicted model, not a curated record.
GAUGCCAUUCUUUGUAAUACCAGUUGCCGACAAACCAAUGUUGCCAAUCUCGUUACCAUGGUUACCCCGCUAUGUUUGCAGCCAUUUUGUUUCACUGCGAUAAUCCCCGUUAGGGCUAGUUGUUGGUACGGUGAACAGUGCGGCGAGUGCGGUGCGUCGUCCCGGGUCCUCGCCAAUGAGAAGUUUUCAUAUGCAAUGCCGGUUUGCUGCGUUCCAUACUGUCGGCAAAGUUACAAGAAUGGUGCGAAGUUGUACAGAUUUCCAGCCAAUCCGGAAAGAAAGGCGGCAUGGGUUUCGCGGAUCAAGAGGCCUCUCUGGGAGCCAACGAGUACAUCGCGUGUCUGCGGCGUACACUUCGAACUAUCCUGUUUUGAGGAGAAACGUGCAGAUGGGUGGCGGCGCCUCAAAUUGACUGCCAUACCAACAUUGUUUUCCUCUCAAGCGUCUCCGAAGUACAAGCCAGCAGAGCAAAGCCCCGAAAAAGUAGUGCCGCACCGAUUUGAAGAGGCAGCUUGCAUCAGUGCAUCACUUGGAGCCACAGCCUGCGAUCCUCCUAUUCAUGCCUCAUCUGAAGAGGGAGUGGCAGCAUCAUCCAGUACGCCUUAG